UCCAUCUCAUCACCUCACACUCAUCCAACGCCCAUACCUAUCGAACGAUUCUGCACAAUGUCUUCCCUUGAUUCGACGACCUCUUCUUGCCCUAGCGAUGUCAAGCUCGAGCUUUCUUCGUGUGACAGGUAUCUAGAAAAUAUCAUCGCCGGCAUCCCCGAAUCCGAACGCUGCUCCUGCGGCAAGAAAUCCAAGAAAGAAGCCAUUCUCUCCGACCGCGACCGCCGCCUGUCCGAGCAAUCCACCGCCUCCGCCUCCACGUUGGAAGAGCAAGAGGUCGAGGGGGAGGUGAUGAUCCAUAAACGCCAGCCAUGAAGGUUAUGCAGGCUGUACAAGCUGGUCAGGGGACAGAAGGGAACAGGAAGAAGAGUGUAUGUACGUUGUAUGUAUUAUAUGUUGGACA
Messenger RNA from Cryptococcus amylolentus CBS 6039, 403 nucleotides. RefSeq lists its product as hypothetical. The coding region runs from base 58 to 315 and encodes 85 amino acids. The record is from RefSeq and is a predicted model, not a curated record. Lineage: Eukaryota; Fungi; Basidiomycota; Tremellomycetes; Tremellales; Cryptococcaceae. The transcript has 3 exons.